Molecule: messenger RNA, 1014 nt
Organism: Aspergillus brunneoviolaceus CBS 621.78
Lineage: Eukaryota; Fungi; Ascomycota; Eurotiomycetes; Eurotiales; Aspergillaceae
Product: RTA1 domain-containing protein
Exons: 3
Coding region: 1-1014 (337 amino acids)
Cellular component (GO): membrane
Source: RefSeq, a predicted model, not a curated record
AUGCCAGAAAUUGUUCGUCGCUCAUACACCUUUUGGUACUAUACUCCCUCACUGGCUGCGGCAGUCAUCUUCAUGGUCAUUUUCAUGGGAUUGACUGGGCUUCAUUCCCGGAAGAUGUUCGCAACUAGAACCUGGUUUUGUAUUGCGUUCACCCUUGGUGGCUUGUGUAUGUUAGCACACUUUAGAAUGGAUCUGCCUACCAAGCUUUUAAAAGCUAACUCUUCUUUCCCAGUUGAAAUCAUUGGCUAUAUCGGUCGCGCCAUCGCACAUAUUCGUCGCGUCGGGACUGAACAUCUUUCGGUCAUCCGCGUCUCACGUCUGACAAAGACCUGUGUCUGGGGCGAUGUUUUGUCUUUCAUCGUCCAAGGCAAUUCCUCUUCUCUCUCGGUUUUGGGUUAUGCUCAAUGGGGAAAAGUGUGUGUCGUUGUUGGACUAGCGAUCCAGCUUAUCUCAUUCUCCAUUUUUUGGAUCUCAGCCAUUGUAUUUGAGAGGCGUAUCCGCCGCAAUCCUACUCCCGAAUCUCUCCAACCGGGAAUUCCAUGGAAGAAGACAUUAUACAUGCUUUAUGCUGUGAGUGCUUUGAUCAUGAUCCGCUCAAUUUUUCGCAUCAUUGAAUAUGUGCUUGGGAACAGUGGAUAUCCCUUGCAACACGAAUGGACGAUGUAUAUCUUGGAUUCUGUCCCGAUGGCGAUUGUCAUGAUUAUCUACCUGACGUGGUAUCCCAGUGGUAUAAAGGCCAAAACUGAUAUUGAGGCAAGUGUUCCCCUUGGACAUGUGUACUCGAAGAGGCAUAAUCUCAAGCUUGCUGCAUAUGAAGACUGGCAGAAACUCAAGUCUUAUACUCAGGAGUUGCUGCGGUCGGACGAUGACGGAUGGGUGCCUCACCAGCUUGAUUUUAACAAGGUCAAAGCCAAGCAUGAUGAUCUGCUUGAGUUCGUCGUCCAAAGAGAAUCAGAAAGGCUUUUGAAAGCGGAGGCAAGUAAGCUUUGGUUCUAUACUGAGGAUAACAAAUGA